CUCUUUCAACCACCUCGGUAGCCUGUUAGCCAACAUAAAACUGAAAGAUUGAUUCUUUAGACCAUGUUAUUGUACAUUAGCUAAUCUCAGUGUUUAGACAAAUUUCGGUUGACGUAUCUACUGGUGAACUUUAACCUAAUGUGCUUGUUCAAUUUGCAAACUUGUUAAAGAUUGAUACUGAGGUUAGCACUAGGCUAGUCGCUAAUGCUAGCUAGCUAGCUAACAUCCCUGACCAUGAGCGCACUGAACUACUCCUCCCUUGCUAAUGAAGAUGAGGUCUGCUUUACGGAGAAAGAAUCUUUCAGAAUGAAAAAGGAGGAAGAGGAGGCUGUUAUAGUGAAAGAAGAGAAAGAACCUUUUAGAGAGGAAGAGGAUGCUAUCUUAAUAAACGUGAAGGAGGAAGACGUUUUGAGAGUGAAAAAGGAGGAGACAGAAGAUCCGAUUGACACCAGAGAGAGACAUGACAAUGGUGGAUCCUCUGCGGAGCCUCAACAACAUCCUGAUGCUGACGAGGCAGAGAAGAGUCUCUCCAGAUCAGAACACCAGAUGGACAACGCUAGCCCUUCCAGCCUCCCGGAGUCCAUGUCGUGCCUCUCCCGGUCGCACCUUACUGCUGGGUAUGAAGAGUUUGUCUGUGCUGCUGGUGGACUGCAGGAAAACAACGGGGCUGAGUGGAACUGUGAGAGGAGGAGAAGAGAUGAAAGGAUCAGAUUUGACUCAUCAAAGAGAAAGACCAGACUCAGAGGAACCAGAGCCAGGGACGUCCAAACCAGCAAGAAGACACCAGUGUUCCCACUGUGGAAAGGGUUGUAACCACUUAAAUGAGCUUAAACGACAUGAGAGAAUACACACAGGGGAGAAGCCUUACCACUGUUCCCAGUGUGGAAAGGGUUUUAACGAUUUGGGAAAGCUGAAACGACACGGGAGAAUACACACAGGGGAGAAGCCUUACCACUGCUCCCAGUGUGGAAGGCGUUUUAACGAUUUGGGGAAGCUGGAACGACACGAGAGAAUGCACAGGGGGGAGAAGCCUUACCACUGCUCCCAGUGUGGAAAGGGUUGUAAUGAUUUGGGGAAGCUGAAACGACACGAGAGAAUACACACGGGGGAAAAGCCUUACCACUGCUCCCAUUGUGGAAAGCGUUUUAACGAUUUGGGGAAGGUGAAACGACAUGAGAGGAUACACACAGGGGAGAAGCCAUACCAUUGCUCUCACUGUGGAAAGUGUUUCAACCAGUUAGGGACCCUGAAACAGCACAAGAUAAUACACACAGGGGAGAAUCGUUACCACUGCUCCCAGUGUGGAAAGGGUUUUCACGAUUUGGGGAAGCUGAAACGACAUGAGAGAAUACACACAGGGGAGAAGCCUUACCAGUGCUCGCAAUGUGAAAAGAUGUAUAGCGAGAAAGGACACCUGAAAGCCCAUGAGAAAAUUCACACAGGGGAGAAGCCUUACCAAUGCUCCCAGUGUGGAAAGUGUUUCACCUGGGCAGGGUAUCUGAAAAAACACGAAAGAAUACACACAGGGGAGAAGCCUUACCACUGCUCCCAGUGUGGCAAGUGUUUCAACGGGGCAGGGGAUCUGAAAAAACACGAAAGAAUACAUACAGGAGAGAAGCCUUACCACUGCUCCCGCUGUGUCAAGUGUUUUAACCAGUUAGGGGCCCUGAAACAGCACGAGAGAAUACACACAGGGGAGAAGCCUUACCACUGCUCCCAGUGUGGCAAGUGUUUUAUCCAGUUAGGGACCCUGAAACAGCACAAGAUAAUACACACAGGGGAGAUGCAUUACCACUCCUCCCAGGAUGCAAAGCUUUUGCCCAUUUUGGAAGCCUGAAAUAACAUGAGACACAGAGGAGAAGGCUUACAGAAGGUUAGAUUUUGGGAAAACAUAUUACUCAUAACAAUCACUUAAAUGUCAUUAGAGAAUCCACACAGGAGAGAGAAAUUACUUCUCUUAGCAUGUAUAUUGAUGUUUCACAUGUCAUUGACUCACAAUUCAUCAGAGAACAUACACAGUGCUCCCGUUGUCUUAUAUUGUUGCCUUAUAAUGUGUUUACCUGUUUUUACCAGAUGAAAUUGCUUCUUCCAAUUAUUGAUAAACAUGUACCUGUUAAGAAACUGACUGUUAGAUAUGUUAAGACUCCAUGGAUUGAUGAGGAAUUUAAAAACUGUAUGUUUGAAAGAGUUGGGGCAAAAGGACUGGCUAAUAAGUCUGGCUGCACAUCUGUACUGCAAAUUGAGAAAUUAUGUGACCAAACUCAACAAAAAUAAUAAACUUAUUAAGAAAAAACAACAGCAGCUAAGAUGCUAUAUAUAAGAAGAAUAGAUUUUAAAAAACAUCAUGAAAGAAAAGCAGAGCAAGUAUUGCAUUUUGUAAAGUUAGUGUGGGAGAUAUUGGUAUCGAUCAAUAAUGACAAACCUCCUGGCAUUGACAACUUAGAUGGAAAGCUACUGAGGACAGUAGCUGACUCUAUAGCCACUCCUAUCUGACAUAUUUUUAAUAUGAGCCAAGAGGAAAGUCUUUGUUCUCAGGCCUGGAGGGAAGCCAAAUUAAUCCACUACCUAAGAGUGGUAAAGCUGCCUUUACUGGUUCUAACAGCAUACCUAUAAGCUGGCAGCAAGCUCUAAGCAAACUGUUGGGGGAAAAAAUGGUUUGAGCAAAUACAAUGCUAUAUUUCUGUAAACAAAUGAACAACAUACUUUCAGCAUGCUUAUAGAGAAGGGCACUCAACAUGUACUGCACUGACACAAAUGACUGAUGAUUGGCUGAGAGAAAUUGAUAACAAGAAUAUUGUGGGAGCUCUAUUGUUAGAUUUCAGUGCAGCCUUUGAUAUUAUUCACCAUAACCUGUUGUUUAAGAAUGUUUGUGCUAUGGCUUUUCAACCUCUGCCAUAAUGUGGAUUCAGAGCUGUCUAUCUGAUAGAACUCAGAGGGUUUUUAAUGGAAGCUUCUCUAAUGUCAAACAUAUAAAGUGUGAUGUACCACAGGGCAGCUCUCUAGGCCCUCUACUCUUUUCUAUUUUUACCAAUGGCCUGCCACUGGCAUUAAACAAAGUAUGUGUGUCCAUGUAUGCUGAUGAUUCAACUAUAUAAGCUACCAGCAACCACAGCUAAUGAAGUCACUGAAACCCUUAACAAAGAGUUGCAGUCUGUUUUGGAAUGGGUGGCCAGUAAUAAACUGGUCCUGAACAUCUCUAAAACUAAGAGCAUUGUAUUUGGUACAAAUCAUUCUAGAAGUGCUAGACCUCAGCUGAAUCUGGUAAUGAAUGGUGUGGCUGUUGAACAAGUUGAGGAGACUAAAUUACUUGGCACUACCUUAGAUUGUAAACUGUCAUGGUCAAAACAUAUAGAUUCAAUGGUUGUAAAGAUGGGGAGAGGUCUAUCCGUAAUAAAGAGAUGCUCUGCUUUUUUGAUACUACUCUCCACAAAUCAAGUUCUGCAGGCUCUAGUUUUGUCUCAUCUUGAUAAUUGUCCAGUCGUGUGGUCCAGUGCUGCAAGGAAAGACCUAGUAAAGCUGCAGCUGGCCCAGAACAGAGCGGCUGUCACACCCUGGCCAUAGAGAAGCUUUUAUUCUCUAUUUUGAUUAGGCCAGGGUGGGCAUUCUAUGUUCCUUUUUCUGUGUUUUUGUAUUUCUUUGUUUUUGGCCGAGUGUGGUUCCCAAUCGGAGGCAGCUGUCUAUCGUUGUCUCUAAUUGGGAAUCAUACUUAGGCAGCCUUUUUCCACCUGUGUUUUUUGGGUAGUUGUUUUCUGUAUAGUUGCUUUGUCUUACAGAACUGUUCGUUCUUCUCUUUGUUAUUUUGUUCGAAUGUUGUUUGAUUAAAUAAAAAUCAUGAACACUUA
Messenger RNA from Oncorhynchus keta (chum salmon), 3842 nucleotides. RefSeq names its product zinc finger protein 501-like. The transcript is spliced from 4 exons. The record is from RefSeq and is a predicted model, not a curated record. The coding region runs from base 461 to 1837 and encodes 458 amino acids. Lineage: Eukaryota; Metazoa; Chordata; Actinopteri; Salmoniformes; Salmonidae.